AGUUAUCUCCCCUUACCCGGAAGUGGGUUUGAUUCUGUUGCUAAAAUCGUUUGAAUUUAUAAACAUGCCAUUUAAACACGCCGAUGAUGGUAACAUCACUGUGAUCAUUUGCUGAUAACAUAACAAAAUGUCAGCCGAUAUGAUAUGAGUGCGAAAAAUAAUAUGGCGAAAUAAACAGAAUGGCACCACAACCACUUGUCACAGGUGUCUCACCGAAGGAAGGACCCCCAGGGACACGGGUCACAAUUAGAGGUGAAAAUCUUGGCAAUGAUCCAAGGGAUCUUAUAGGUUUAAAGAUUUGUGGUGUAGAUUGUUUGCUGUCAGCAGAAUGGAAGUCUAGCAGUAAAAUAAUUGCCCGAACCGGAUCUGGAAAAGGGAAAGGUGACAUUACUGUUUGUACCAAGUCUGGUGGAGUUGGGAGCUGUACUGUUGGAUUUAGGGGCUUCUUCAUACAAAUCGGUCCUUUACAAGAAUCAGCUGUUUGGAUUGAUGAAACACAGACUGUUCUUAAUCAGCUUGGUCGCCGUGGCAACACAUCUCCUUUGGCGGGAAAAGAUGAUGACGACCCACUAGGAAUUUCAAAUGAAGGAACGAGGGCAAAGUCUGAAGAGGAGAUGCUUGAACUCUUUCCAGAGUGUUCUGGUAACAUGUCUCUGGAGAAUUUCUCACCUGCCUGGUACCUGUUGGAAACACAUCAAAUGGCCAGUUUUGAUGACCUGAAGUUAGGCUUGAACAAUAUGCGUUUGAGUGCAAGAACCAGAUCAGAGGGACCAAUAGCAUUUGUAAAGACAAACAUUGGAGCUAUAUUGGACUGCCUUGACAGCUUAGAAACAAUGUAUGAGAAGUUUACCGAGGAUGAUAUUCAGAGAGAAUGUAUCAGUUCAUACGCAGUAUCUCUGAUGCAGGCUAAAUCUUGUGCUGAUGGGUUAUUUCAAGAUGUAUUGGGACGUAAAGACAAAGCUGAUGCUACAAGAAAUGCUCUCAAUGUUUUACAGAGGUUUAAAUUUCUCUUCUAUCUACCACUCAAUAUAGAGAGAAACAUUCAGAAGGGAGAUUACAAUCUGGUGAUCAAUGACUAUGUUAGAGCUAGAUCACUCUUUGCAGAAACACAAGUCAAAGUUUUCCAGACAGUAUACAAAGAAGUAGAGGAGAGAGUUCAUGCUUUCAGAGACAUGUUACAUGCCAAAUUGCUGAAACUUCCCAACACACUGGAAGAACAGAAGAGAGUCAUCAGAUACCUAACUCAUUUAGAGUGUAAAGGGGAUCCAGCGUGGGAAUGUAUACAGAACCAGCAGCAGUGGUUUACAGCGUUACUCACAGAGUGUAAGGAACAUCACAUCAGUGAACCAGAUGAAUCUAGUCAAAGAAACUCUUCAAAUACUGCCCAGGUGCUAUACACUAGAGGUUCAAGAAACUCGGCCUAUCUGGGAGAAGGAGGUUGGAAGUUCAAGACCCCACAGAAAGUUUUAUUUGUAGAGGAGUUGACUGAGAUUAUGACAAAUAAUUUUCCAGAGUUUUGGAAACUUGGACAGGCUUACAUUGCUGGUUCCCUUACUGUCAAAGAGGAAGGAAAACCAAGUAAGCCAGAUCAAACCAAAUAUAACACAUUUAAGCAAAUGGUGUCUUCAACUAUAAAAUAUUUCUCAAAUAUUGUAAGAGCGGCAUUUCUUCCUAAGUCAUUGGAGAAUGUUCCAGAGGAAGGCUUGCAAGAGUAUGGAAUGUGGCCAGAGAGUAAGAAGGAUAUUCCAGGAGCCUGGCUGCCCCAUUGUGUCAGAUAUGUGAGAUCAUGUGCAUCCUCCCUGUGCAGCUUGGAUUUACCCAGUGACAGCCAGGAGCUGAUCCAGGAGUUAGCUUUUGAUAUGAGAACCAACUGUAUGUUCACCAUGCUCCAGCAAGCUAUCAGUGAUGUUCGUUGUCUCCACACAAAGGAGACUUGGGUUGUUGAAUUGGAUGAUGAAUUUGGUGGUACAACACAACUACCAGCCCUGUUUGAGAACAUUGUUAAUGAAGCCAUUCAACAUUUGCAUGAAGUUGUUGUGCAGAAUAAACUGGGAGAACCUGAGAUAUUUAGUCAAAGAACAGUGCAGAAAGAAGCUACUAGUCUGUGUACAAGAUUACUUGAAGCCUUUGCUCCGUGUCUAGAGCAGCUUGCCUUCUCGGAAAAUGAUCACGACACAAAACUAUCACCAGACAACAGUUUCAGUCAUGAUGGAGAUAAGCACAUGCUGGAGUCAAGGUCACAUGAGGAUCAUAUACCAUCAAAGGAUAAGAAGUUGAUUAUAAUGUUGAGUAAUUGUAACCAUACAAAAGGACAUCUGAUACCUAGACUUGUGGAGAACCUCAAUAAACAUGGCUAUGUUGAAAUGAAUAAAGUCUUACAGGCUAGUCAAGGCACGUAUAAUAAGUUAGAUCAGAAAUUAUUUGAAGCUUAUAUCGAGGAGAAAUCUAACCCGAUAGUGGGUGCCAUGGAGCCAAAUAUGUAUAGGGGGCAUUUUGACUGGAGGCAUUGUCGAUCACCAACAGAUGUACGGAAUUACCUGAAGGAAGUUGUAAUGGGAAUGAUUGAAGUACAUGCAGAGGUCUACUCAAUUUCUCCUGCAUUUAUCUCUCGUGUUAUGACAAAGAUCGUGGAUGCUGUGGUUGAAGAAUUGUCUCGGUUGAUACAGUGUGUUCCUGAGUUUGGUACUAAUGGAAUACUUCAGGCUCGGCUAGAGAUUCUUUGCCUUCAACACACAGUACAACUUUAUAAUUCUAAUAUAACUGUAACAAAUUUUAAAGAAGCUCUGGAUCAUUUACCUGAUUUACCACAAGGAGAAAAAAGGAAAGUUGAAGAGUUGAUAAACAAGUUUAAAUCUCAAAUGAAGUUCCAACUUAUGUGUUUCACCAGCGAAACAUCAACUGCAUAGCAAUGUCUUAUGUGAUUUUUAUGGGAAUCAUAAACUACUGUAGGAAUGUCUUACAUGUUUCACUUGUGAAACAUCAACUGUUAAGGAAUGUCAUAUGUAAUUUCCAUUGAAACAUCAACUAUGUAAGAAUGUCAUAUGUGAUUUUCCAGUGAAAUAGCAACUGUGUAGGAAUGUCUUGUGAUAGACCAGUGAUAAAAUGAAUUUUUUUGUAAUGGCUUGUGUGUUAUAAUUACUAAACAUCAACAGUAUAGCCACGAUUUUAGUGAAUUAGCAAAUUAACUUGCAAUACAUUUCUUCUAAAACAUCUGCCUAUCAACAGCUAGGUAUUGUCCUUGUCAGAAGUUCGUUUCUCGUGUCAUUUGUAUGCUGAUACAGCCAAAACUUUUCUUUUCCAGCAAACAUGAUUUUGUUUUUAAUCACAGUCACUCUUAUCUAUAGACCUUCAUUUUGGAACAACCUACAUUUGUAUGUAUUAAUAAAGUACAAAUGAUUUUAUAGUAAACUUGAAAAAACCCUUUGUAGAAAGGCAGUAAUGGCAGUACAAUAAGGCACCCUACACUUCCUUUAAAUAUGUCUACUGGCUGUUUCAAAAAUUGUUACAAUUAUAGCUUACAUAAUUUCAUGUGCUGUAGUUGUAUUUAAUGAUAAGUGCAAUAUUUGUUGAAUGUGUUUAAUAUAAUGCUUGUAUCACUUUGAUCAAGACUGAUCAAUGAUUAUUGUAAUAUUUAUUAUAUGUUAGUAUGGAAUUUGUACUAAAUGUUUAAAUAAAUCUUUAACAUAUAAUCA
Molecule: messenger RNA, 3692 nt
Organism: Mercenaria mercenaria
Lineage: Eukaryota; Metazoa; Mollusca; Bivalvia; Venerida; Veneridae
Product: exocyst complex component 2-like
Exons: 28
Coding region: 180-2906 (908 amino acids)
Biological process (GO): exocytosis; Golgi to plasma membrane transport
Cellular component (GO): exocyst
Source: RefSeq, a predicted model, not a curated record